UGCACGGAGCGCGCGAGGCGCCGGAUUCGGCCUGCGGCCUGCGCUGGCCGCGUGUCUCCUGUAGGGGGCGGCGCAGCUGCUGAAGAGCCGCCGGAGGAGCCUGGCUGGUUUGUGGCGUCAUAGCCGGCUGGGUGUACGCGCGUUUGGGUGGCGGGCUUGCUGCAGCGGCAGAGGCUGCCCUGGGGUGUGGGGAGCAGCAGCAGCCGCAGCAGGAAGGAGGGGCUGCAGCGUCUCCCCGGACGGGGCGGGGGCUUGGAAUCCCGUCCAGCAUGUGGCGCGAGCCUCGCUGAAGAAGAGCAGCGGCUCACCUGGAGCGAGGUUCUGUGACCAUUCAGCCUGGGAGGAACAGCGGUGUGUCACCCGUGGAAAACAAAUUAAGGCAACAUGGAUAUCUCGAUUCUACAGUUGUAUUGAACAAGUACAGAAUUUGGUACUAGUUAUCCUAGGAUUUUUAGCUUUUCAUUGGAAACCUAGAAAGAUGGGACAAUAAAGCUGCCUUUAAGAAAUGCAAAAUACCAUGCUCUCACCCAGGAAAACAACAGCCCGCUCCUGCUGUCAUAAGGGCUGCAAGUGAAGACGACACUCUAUUUUGGUCCUUCAUCAAGGCUUUGCUGUGAUCAAACAGUGAAAAGAGGCGUCUUCCCCAUGACAACAUGUCAGCAAAAGAUAACAGCCCCCGCCAUGGUGCAAAAUCCCGCACUGUGCAGCGGGCCUCAACUAUUGAUGUCACGACUGACAUGUUAGAUUUGUCUUUGGCAGGUAACAGCCAAGAUCCGGAUGAGCCAAUCCUAGAAUUCAGUUUAGCUUGCAGCGAGCUCCUUACCCCAUCGCUAGAUAGAAAGCCAAAUAGUUUUGUAGCAGUGAGUGUAACUACACCACCUCAGGCAUUCUGGACAAAGCAUGCUCAGACAGAGAUUAUUGAGGGAACAAGCAACCCUAUCUUUCUAAGCAGUAUUGCCUUUUUUCAAGACUCUCUUAUUAACCAGAUGACACAAAUAAAACUUUCUGUAUAUGAUGUUAAAGAUAGAUCUCAGGGAACUAUGUAUCUAUUGGGUUCUGUGAUGUUCACUGUAAAGCAGUUACUUAAGGAGAGGAACCAUAGGUUGCAUUUAACACUAAGAUCUGCUGAAAGUGAUCGUGUUGGUAACAUUACAGUCAUAGGAUGGCAAGUGGAAGAAAAAACAGACCAAAGGCCUCCAGUUACCAGGUCUCCUGACACCAUCAAUGGAAGGACUGUGCUGUCAGUUGAUGAAAGUUUAACAGAAUCUUUAGGAAUCCGAUCCAAAUAUGCUUCAUUACGGAAAGACGUGUUGUUAAAAUCCGUGUUUGGAGGGGCCAUUUGUCGGAUGUAUCGCUUCCCCACCACUGAUGGGAACCACCUUCGGAUCUUGGAGCAAAUGGCAGAGAGUGUGCUCUCCCUACACAUUCCCAGACAGUUUGUGAAACUGCUACUUGAGGAAGAUGCUGCCAGGGUUUGUGAACUUGAAGAACUGGGAGAGCUGUCCCCUUGUUGGGAAAGUCUUCGUCGGCAAAUAGUUACUCAGUACCAAACGAUUAUUCUAACGUACCAGGAAAACCUCACAAACCUUCACCAGUACAAAGGUCCAUCGUUCAAAGCAAGUAGCCUGAAAGCUGACAAAAAGCUGGAAUUUGUGCCCACAAAUUUACACAUACAGCGAAUGAGAGUCCAAGAUGAUGCAGGAUCAGAUCAGAACUAUGAUAUUGUAACUAUAGGAGCACCAGCAGCUCACUGUCAAGGCUUUAAGUCUGGAGGCCUGCGGAAAAAGCUGCACAAAUUUGAAGAUGCCAAGAAACACAGUUAUGAGGAAUGUUGCACUUCGACCAAUACCCAGUCAAUAGUGUACAUACCACAAGAUAUUAUCCGAGCAAAGGAGAUUAUUGCUCAGAUCAAUACUUUGAAAACUCAAGUUAGUUACUACGCAGAAAGACUCUCCAGAGCUGCCAAGGACAGAUCCGCCAAUGGGCUUGAAAGAACACUUGCCAUUCUGGCAGAUAAGACACGGCAGCUUGUCACCGUCUGCGACUGCAAACUGCUGGCAAAUUCAAUACAUGCGCUGAAUGCUGCAAGACCAGAUUAUAUAGCUUCAAAGGCCUCUCCAACCUCUGUAGAAGAAGAGCAAGUGGUACUGAGGAAUGACCAAGAUACCCUGGUGGCCAGGUGGACAGGAAGAAAUAGCCGAUCUUCUCUACAAGUGGACUGGCAUGAAGAAGAAUGGGAAAAAGUCUGGGUGAAUGUUGACAAAAGUCUUGAAUGCAUUAUCCAGAGGGUGGACAAACUCCUCCAGAAAGAGCGUUUACAUAGUGACAGCUGUGAAGACGUUUUUCAGUGUGACACCAGCUGUUCUAGCAAGAAAGGUAAACGGGAUACCCGUGCGUACUGGAUAAAGCCACACACCUCAUCAUCUUCGUCAUCCCCAUCAUCUUCAUCCAUACCAUCCUCUGCAUGCCAUUGUCCCCAAGACACAAAUUGCAGUCCCACUCCUGAAGAGACUGGCCCAGGUGAAUGGAGUGAGGCCCUUUACCCAUUGCUGACAACACUCACAGACUGCGUAGCCAUGAUGAGUGACAAGGCAAAGAAAGCGAUGGUCUUUCUCUUGAUGCAAGAUAGUGCCCCAACAAUAGCUCUUUGCUUGAGCCUUCAGUACCGACGGGAUGUUGUCUUUUGCCAAACUCUCACAGCCCUUAUCUGUGGCUUCAUUAUCAAGCUGAGGAACUGCCUGCAUGACAAUGGAUUUCUGAGGCAGCUCUACACCAUUGGUCUGCUGGCACAGUUUGAAAGCCUUCUGAGCACUUAUGGUGAAGAGCUGGCAAUGCUAGAGGAUAUGAGUGUUGGGAUAAUGGACUUGAGGAAUGUAACGUUUAAAGUAACUCAGGCCACCUCAAAUGCAUCUGCUGACAUGCUACCAGUCAUUACAGGAAAUCGGGAUGGGUUCAAUGUGAGAAUUCCGCUGCCAAGCACCUUGUUUGAUGCACUGCCCCGUGAAAUUCAGAGUGGCAUGUUACUGAGAGUUCAGCCCGUUCUCUUCAAUGUGGGGAUAAAUGAACAACAAACCUUAGCAGAGAAGUUUGGAGACACCUCUUUACAAGAAGUGAUUAACAUGGAAAGCUUAGUGCGGUUGAAUUCCUACUUUGAGCAGUUCAAAGAAGUUUUGCCUGAAGACUGUCUACCUCGAUCUCGUAGUCAAACGUGCCUGCCUGAACUGUUACGGUUUCUUGGACAGAAUGUACAUGCAAGGAAAAAUAAGAAUGUUGAUAUUCUUUGGCAAGCUGCUGAGAUUUGCCGCAGACUCAAUGGUGUUCGGUUUACAAGCUGUAAAAGUGCCAAGGAUAGGACUGCCAUGUCAGUGACUCUAGAGCAGUGUCUAAUAUUGCAGCAUGAACAUGGAAUGGCUCCACAGGUCUUCACACAAGCCCUGGAAUGCAUGAGAAGUGAGGGUUGUCGAAGAGAAAAUACAAUGAAGAAUGUUGGAUGUCGCAAGUAUGCAUUUAAUUCCCUGCAGCUGAAGGCUUUCCCCAAGUAUUACAGGCCUCCUGAAGGAACUUAUGGAAAAGUUGAAUCAUAAGAUUACUCUGUCCUGUAAUUAGUUGUUCCGUUAAAAAGAAAUGUGGAUACACUCAAUUUUAGUAUAUGAACUUUGACAACAAUGUCAGGAACAAUUUUUUGUACGUUUCACUAAUUAAUACCAAGCAUGUACUUUUAUUAAAUUGGAUUCCAUAGGACAAAUAUUAUUUACUGACCCCUUAUAACAUGAAAAUGUGAUGACCGUCUGCUCAUGUAACUAGCCAUCAGUGUAUGUAAGAUGCCUGUUCCAUUGAUUUCUUACUUAUAUGCCUAAAUAAGAAAGGUAACUCCUGGACUGUUGAUGAUUUUAUGAAUGAAGUUUAGGCAGCUGUUUCACACAUCUUUUUAUACUGAUUUGAUUUGAGAUUAAGACUUUCAUAUAAUACUUUUUUAAAAAACCUCAGACUUUGUAAAUAGUAAAUGAAUUGGAUGUGAGGCAGUUUGAUAAGUUACAAGCAGCAUUGUUAUGCAGGAGAAGCUAAAACUCAGUUUUUAAGACAGUGCAGCACAGUAAUAUAAAUGCCAGGACCUUAAAAUGUUUUCCUUUAUGUAGGACACUAUCAUAUAAGUGGUGUGUACUAUACAGCAUCAGGAAUUGACACAAAGCCCAGAUCAAAAACUGGACUGGACCCAUGAUUCUUUCAGUUGUCUUUAGAAAUUUUACAGUUCUAUACCUUUGAAAAGUAGGCUCAAGGAAGAGAGAGUUGCACAUGGCAAAAUAGUUAACGUGACUAGUAGUGCUCUGGGCAGAGGACUCAAAAGACAAGGUACACAUUCUUAACUGGCUGGCAUUGUAAAUUAGAUACGAAAGUGCAUUCUGGUUUGGACUUUGAAAUGCCAAGGAGGCUGAGUCCUCUGCAUAUCUGCAUCAUCAGAGGCAUCCAACCUAUUUCAGUUUGCACCUCUUUCUGUUUAUAUCCAUCAGCUUACUGCACACAGCAAUGCCAUUCAGUGGAAGACAAAUAUUCAGAAGCGCUCUCUCUCUCUCCUUUUUCAUGCACAAGAUGAUAUUAUACAACUUCACUUGUGGAAGCAGCUGUUCGAUGUUUGCAAGCCUUUUGCCAAGUAUGCUUACUGGAUUUACAUCCUGGUUCUAGGACUGAAUUAGAUGCACUUUAACCAUUUGGAAUUGGUGGUUCCUUACUUUCCUCUCUAUCUUCAGCGUUUCAAAUAUUUUUACUGUAUUGUAUUUAACUUUUACUAGGAGUAGAGCCAUUGAUAUUAAAGGCCAUGACUAACUUAGACCCACUAAUUUCAGUGAGUCUACUCCCCUUAAUAGUUAAAUACAGCCCAUAGGUAAUGAAAACUAUGAAGUACAUAAGGGAUUCCUACUUUCAGAUCAUUGUUUUACACAAAAGCCAAAUGUUUCUCAUGAACCCAUAAUUCAUUGAUAAGGCUACGCAUUGAACUGGUAUGGGUGUAACACUAAACCAUGGUUCAGUGUUAUGUGAAUGAGCUUUAGGCUCACACCUCCAUAAUUACAACUUUGAUGAGGAGUUGGGAACUUCUUCUUUUUAAACCAGAUGCAGUUUAUUGUUAUCAGGGGUGCCAACUUGAAUAAAAUAUUGGGGGCCCAGGCAAGUCCUGCCCCACAU
Messenger RNA from Podarcis muralis (Common wall lizard), 5178 nucleotides. RefSeq names its product inositol polyphosphate-4-phosphatase type I A (gene INPP4A). Gene Ontology annotation, cellular component: cytoplasm. NCBI's taxonomy places the organism in Eukaryota, Metazoa, Chordata, Lepidosauria, Squamata, Lacertidae. The record is from RefSeq and is a predicted model, not a curated record. Gene Ontology annotation, molecular function: phosphatidylinositol-3,4-bisphosphate 4-phosphatase activity.